GGUGAAGGGGAUGCGCACAUGCAAGAAGUAGAAGAGCAGGAGAAGAAUCAAUAAAGGUCGAGAAUCAAGAAACGAAAUGGCAACCGGAGGACAUGGUAAAGAAAGGAAGAGAAGAAGGAAAAGAAUGAAAUUUGAUUGAAGAAUAAAAAUAGUAUGAUCCAAGCAUAAUUUGAUAGGAACAGCAGGCUCUUAGUGGUUUAACAACGGCGGGAUACACUUGAGGAAGCAUUGCGGGGCGCUUGGAGAGGGAUGUAGCUUCAAAGUAGGGGAAGUGGUUCGUGAUAGAGGAGGCGGACGGGAGGUAGCUAGAGGUCAGAAUCAGAAUUGGAAUUGCAGAUGGCGCCUGACUGCGCUACAUCGACAUCGUGGGGCCAGCAGUCGAGUCAUCCGGUUGGAGGGAGGGGCUUUUGUCUUGUCUGGUCGAAACAGACCUUGCUUCCUUCUUAACUUGAGGUCUUGUGAAUUUUCGACUCUUCAGUACGCAUCUUAUUCUGCAUUUUACCCGGUGAUACGUCAUAAACCGAAGAGGAAAUAAUCCACAAACUCAAAGUCUUCUUCGUUGCCCUAAACAACCACAGUGCUUCGCAUUUACUCCGCUCGCUUCGCUGCCAUUCUCUUUUCCGAUUCAAGAGAAGGCGAUUGUGCGCCCGUUGCCGCAAUAGCUGCUGCACACAACAGUCCAUAGGCCGGUGUACAUCUAAACACGCGUUGAAGGAAAAAUUUUUUACGUCGCCAUUGCUACUAUGAUGUUCAUUCGGGUGUCGUUACGUAGAUAAGAAGUGAAACGAGGAUAACGUACCUGAGAAUUUAAUGAAUUUAAACAAUUUAUUAAACUUGUAAAAUGUCGGAACCAUCUCCAAUUCUAAGGGCACUAAGGCCAAGAACGCACAAAAGGUCAACACAAAAACAGGAAUCUGAGACGGAGGCAUCUGAAGAAGAAACUGACGGUGGGACCAAUCAAAUGGAUACUUCAGCGGUUAAUAAUUUAGAAGAACAAAAAGAUGAAGAAGAUAAUGUUUAUAAUGAAGAUGAUGACAACAAUGUUGAUGAUGAUGAUGAUGAUGAUGAUGAUGAUGAUGAACCACGGCUCACUAUUAAAGAAGAACCGGAGGAAAAUGAUGAUGUAACAGAUGAUAAAACACCACCUGAUAAUAAAUAUGAAUGCAAAUCAUGUAGACCUACAGCUGAAUUUCCUAGUCUUGUUGAAUACUUGAAACAUUUGAAGGAUUUUCAUCAUCAAAAGGCAAAGUAUCAUGAGUGUCCACAUUGUAACUUUAUAUGCCAGCAUCCAAAGAAAUUAGAGCGUCACAUUUUGGUAACACAUUCAGAAGAAAAUAAUGAUAUUACUGCUUCAGAAGCUAAUAAUCGUAAUCAAUGUUCAAUGUGUUCCUUCAUGGCUACUGAUCAAUCCGAUAUGACUAACCACCAAAGACUUCAUCAUCUUAAACGACGUUUUUUUCGAUGUACCAAGUGCUCAUAUAUGACGCACGUAAGAGCUCGUUACACAAAACACGUCAAGUAUCACUCGAUGCCCAUGAUCAAAUGUGAUGACUGUGACUUUCGAACUCCGUACAAGUGGAAUUUAGAUCGACAUACUCGAAAUCAUGGUGGUGGUGGUGCUUUUCAAUGUCGAGUAUGCAACUUUACUGCAGAUAUUCGUCAAAGUUUAACGGUGCAUGAAACAAAUCAUCAUGAACCUCCUGUUGGACAACCAAUAAAGAAAUUGGGUCCUUUUGAUCGUAAACCACGAAAUGGGCCAAAACGUUAUAAUCAAGUUGGUGCAAGUGAUUAUAGAGAUGUUCCAGAAGAUUCAAAUUCAACGAAAAAUACUGAUGGUGAUCCAAUCGAAAAUACAGAAGAUCCAUCAAGCGCAAUAGCUGGUGCUGAAUGUAUUGCACUGAAAUGUGAAGAGAAGGGUUGUCAGUUUAUCACUGCAUGGGAUUCUGAAAUGCAAAGACAUUUAAUGGAAUGUCAUGCACCUCUACAAUCACCAAAUAAAUCCAAGAAACCUAUACCAAUGUUAAUUCCUUUAAGUCCAGAAAAUAAUUCAAAUAAUACUGCAUCUAAUAGUUCUCCACCUUUAUUAAAAGUUCCUCGAGUUAGAGUAAGGCCAGAGCUUGCAAAAAUUGCACGAGACACUGAGAUAGCAAAACUUUAUAAUAAUCGUGAGCAAACAACUGGAGUAAGAAAGGAGGUGGGUGCAGUAAAAUCCUUUGAAAAAAGGAAUGCGUCUUUUUUCGACAAACUAAAGGAAAGGUUAAUAACAAAUACAAGCGCCAGCUCAUCACAGGUAGUCGUAAGUACAAUGGAAGAUUUAAAAUGUUGGUGUACGUUCAAAGCGAAUAACUCGGAAGAAUUGGCUAGGCAUAAAAAAACGCAUCAUACUGCGCUUAGUGUUUCUUCUCAUGAAUUGUCGCGAUGUACAAAAUGUCGAAAACCUUUCAGUAGUCUGACAGAUCUUCAAAUUCAUAUGCAAGUGUGUUCUACAGUCAAUAAUGAUUCAAUGAUUAGCACUAGUAGACAAGAAAACACUGGCGUUAACGCGAACUAUACGGCUGCAUCCCACUAUGGUGAUUUUGAGUUUCCUUUUCAAGUGGACUGGGACGCGAAUGGUGGUCUGAAUUCUUCCGGAUCGUCGAUCGAUGGUACUGCCAAUGCAACCACAACAAGAAGAGUAUUCAAGUGUCCUCACUGUUCGUUCUGGGCAUCGACUGCAAGCCGAUUCCACGUUCAUAUUGUAGGACAUUUGAAUCGAAAGCCAUUCGAAUGUUCUCUUUGUGCUUAUAGAUCGAAUUGGAGAUGGGAUAUUACCAAACACAUCAAAUUAAAAGCUGCAAGAGACCCUGCUCAUGCUAAUGCUAGAGUUUUAAUGACUGAUGAAACUGGCCGAAGAAAUUAUUCCAAAUAUAACAAAUAUCUUGCACAGAUGGAGCAAAGUGUAGAUGAUCCAAAUAAUGAUGAAUGCGGUACAUUAAAUUCUCGAACUGAUGAACCUCCUCGAAAGAGAGUUCUUUUCAAUAAUUCUAAGACUCUUUCAAUACCUGAAAUGGCAUCAUCGUCAAAAAUCCACAAAAAUUCUAAUCAGCCAGGAUAUGGACGAGUUCAAGAUUCUGCGAUUCUUUCUAGACCUCCACCGCCUCUCCAAGCUACUAAAAGCGGCCAAUCAUUGCUAAAGCCUAAUCAAUCAACCAAUUCUAAUCCUACCAUUCCCGUAAAUUCGUUAGAUUCUAAAACAUCAGUACCAAUUUCAUACUUAUCAGAAGAAACCAAAAGAACAUUAUGGAAAUGCAAAAGAUGUAAUUUUCGAGAUGCAAAUAAGGACAUGGUUUUACUUCACGUUAAAUCCCAUUAUGAGUCAUUAGAACUAUCUUCUAACAAUGAAAAGAAUCCAUUUGCUUGUAAGGAUUGUCCAUUUAUCGCUAAGGAUGCAACAAGUUUAGCAAUGCAUAAAGUACACCAUCAACCAAAUUUAGAAUCUAUUUUCAAGUGUUAUCUAUGUCCAUACUACGUCAGCACAAAAGCAGAAUUGUUAGACCAUGUACAAUUACACGGAGAAGAAUUAGCUGUUGUUCAUCAACGUGCUACAUCCGAUCCUGCAUCUAAAAAAUCAAGGUCUCCAAUAAAUUCAACAGCUGAAGAUAAUUCUUUGAACAAAGUUGAUAUAUCUGUAGAUGAAACAUCCAGAGCUGCAUCAAUAUUAUCGGAUGUUCCAAAAACCGCUAAUGGAUCUACACCACCACUUUUAUUAGACACUCGUGCUUUACCUGAUACUCCACUUGUUUGGGUUUCUCGACCAAAUGGAACAUUUGUAAAAAUGCUCAAGUGUCGUCAUUGCCCGCAUGUAUCAUCACGACGUGCCGAAGUCCGUGAUCAUGAAAUGAUGCAUAAUCCAUCCACUGUAAAUGAAACACUUAUAGCAUGCCCUGAUUGUAGUUUCAGUUGUUCGCGUAAAGAAGUAAUGGACAGUCAUACAGAUAUGCAUCAAGGAGCGUUAGGAACAGUUCACUGUCUUGUAGAUGAUAGUAGAUCUGAUGCACAGCAGCUGGAUGAUCUAACAACUCUUUUAGGAUUAACUAAAACACCUAUUAUGGGUUCAGAUCCCGAUCUUCGUGAUCCUCGUUUAGUUCAUUAUUGCAGUAAAUGUCCGGGACGCUUCUUAUCUGAAAGAGAAUUACAAAUUCAUCUAGGAUAUCAUUCAGCUGAGCUUCCAUUCGCUUGUGAGUGGUGUUCUUAUACAGCGAAACUUCCAGAACAUCUUGUAUUACAUCAAAAAGCUCAUGCUGCCGAGUAUCAAGAUCAUUCUCAACAAUUAUUAAUUUUAUAUGGCCAUUCCCAAAGAUAUCCACCACCGAGAACUGCAUGUAUUGAAACAGGUAGCCUCAUUAGUGGUUCAAAUAAAAACGUUGCUUGGAUCGUUGUUGAAAUACCGAAUUUUAAUUCAUCGAGUGAUCAAAUUGUUGAACAUAAAAGUGGAAAUCAAGUGUUUACUUGUGCCAAAUGCCCUGCUCGAUAUUUCAAACUUGACGCACUUGAAUAUCAUAUGACUCUUCAUGGUUCGAACAAUAGAUUCAAAUGUAGUGAGUGUGAUUAUUCAUCAAAAACAGCUCAAAAUUUGAUGAAACAUCAAGUAGUUCAUAAAAGACAAAACGAAAUGAAUGAAUCACUUGCUGGAAGACGGCAGUCAUUUACAAAUACAAGUAAAACAUUUACCAAAAAUGGUAAAUUUAAGGAAAAACCAUUCAAAUGUCAUAAAUGUCCAUCAUCUUUUAAUAAACGUGAACAAUAUCAAGUUCAUUUAACAAUGCACGGUGCUAAGAGACGAUAUCGUUGCGAUACCUGCGAUUUUUCAGUUAAAUAUUAUGCUAAUUAUGUUCAACAUUUAAAAAAACAUCAUUCAAAUAAUUCUGAUGAUGUAAAUAAUCAAUCAGAUAUUUCAAUGGAAUAUGAUCAAGAUUAUAAUGAAAUUAAAAGUACAAAUUAUGGAAAAUCCCGAAGAAAAUCGACCAUUUCUUCAGGAUUAUCAGCGGGAAAUAAUUCUUCAAUUAUUUUCGGAGGUUUGUAUAAUAUUUCUAAUCAAGAUAAACAAUCUAUUUUAUUUAUGCAAAAAAAAGAAGAAACAAUAGCGAUGCUUGAAGAACAAGAAACUUUAUUUCGAUGUCAUGAAUGCCCAUUUUCUUCACCAGAUAAAGAUAUCCUUGAUAUUCACAAACGUCGUCAUGGUCUUGAAAGACUCACUCCUCCUUGUCCUCAUUGCAAUUAUGUACCUCGUAAAGAUGAAAAUGUUAGUGAACAUAUUAAGUUACACUUUACGAGACUUUAUAAACCUGAAUCUUAUUUAGUUAUUGAUUUACUUACAUUGAUGAUACGAAAAAUAAGUCCAAGUAAAAAAGAUGAUAAAAAAGAAAAUGAAUUACUAUUUCGUGAAUGUGAAGAUGGGCAGUUUUUACCAGUUUUAAACUCAAAUAUACUGCCUGUAAAUGUUACAAAUGGAAAUAAUAUAGAAAGCAUAACUGUUGAUCCUAAUACAGGUGAAACAACACACCGAUUCAGUAUGUAAGAUAUAUUUUUUUUUAGUUUAAUUAAUUGUUUGUCAUUUAGUAUUUGACUUGUUCAUAUUGUAAAAUGAAAAUAUAAAUAUGAAGUUUGUACAAUUUUUCCGAAACACGACAAAACUGUAGUGAAGUGUGAUAAUUCAUUAGCCCUAUAAUGAAUAAAAACUCAAGAAAUAUUUUAGUAAUUUCACUAACAUUAAUGAAAAAUUACUAAUAUUUCUAUAGCGAUUAUUUAAAAUAAAAAGA
Molecule: messenger RNA, 5798 nt
Organism: Chelonus insularis
Lineage: Eukaryota; Metazoa; Arthropoda; Insecta; Hymenoptera; Braconidae
Product: zinc finger protein 845-like
Exons: 10
Coding region: 842-5557 (1571 amino acids)
Biological process (GO): positive regulation of transcription by RNA polymerase II
Cellular component (GO): nucleus
Source: RefSeq, a predicted model, not a curated record